UUCUCAAGGUCAUCAUCAGAGAUACUUUCACCACGGCAGUUGUCAAAAACCUGAUAGUAGUUCUUGUCUGGCUCAUUCUCACUUACAUCAACAGCUCCUUGGUUGCCACAUUUUUUAGACACCAGAUUUUCUAUGAAGACCCUCGCUACAUCCUCUUCAUCCACAUGGUGAUAAAUGAUGGCGUCCAGCUGACAGUCACCAUCACACUUUUCAUCCUCAGCUACAUCUUCUAUAAGAUUAAUGUCUCUUUCUGUUGUUUCUUUAUCCUGUUGGCCGUCUUCACCACCAGAACCACUACGUUCUACUUAGCUGGCAUGGCUAUUGAGCGCUACAUUGCCAUUUGCAAACCUUUACACUAUGCUCAAAUCUGCACAGUGAGAAGGACUCAUAUGGUCAUCGGGUUGAUUUGGUUUAUUUGUGUGGCUCCAGAUAUUACAGAUCUAUUUGUGACACUGGCUACUGAGCCUCCAAGCUUUUUUUAUGAGUCAGUGUUCUGCUUGCGCCCAAAUGUGUUCAAAGACCCAGUCCUGGCAUUCAAAAAGCAGGUUUUUGAUAUCAUCUAUUUCUCCUGUGUGUUUCUGAUUCUGGUCUUCACCUAUUUAAAGAUCCUAUUUGCAGCCAGGGCCCUGUCAACAGAAAAGACAUCUUCCCAGAAGGCCAGGAACACCAUCCUCCUCCACGGGGCUCAGCUAGCCAUGUGCAUGCUCUCCUACAUCUCCCCAAGUGUGGAAAUUGUUCUGCAAAUAAUCUUUCCAGGCAGAAUCCUGGAAAUAAGAUAUGCAAAUUACUUGAUUGUUUACAUUCUGCCUCGGUUCCUGAGUCCAAUCAUCUAUGGUUUCAGAGACAAGAAGUUCAGGAAAUACCUCAGGAUGUACCUUCUGAGCUGCAGGUACAGGGACACGGUGAAGAAAGUCACUCCCGUGCACAAAGACAGUUUGUAAGGAUCCAAGACUGUUCAGAUCCUUUACUCCAGAAUAGAUUUAAUCAAUGGCAAAUGCAAAGAAAGUCAAGAACUAACUAACUACUAAAGUGAAACUAAUAAAAAUUGUAGAAAUGUCAGGCUGUAAAGGAGCUAAAAGAUAAUAUUAAUCAGUUAUU
Molecule: messenger RNA, 1098 nt
Organism: Melanotaenia boesemani (Boeseman's rainbowfish)
Lineage: Eukaryota; Metazoa; Chordata; Actinopteri; Atheriniformes; Melanotaeniidae
Product: odorant receptor 131-2-like
Exons: 2
Coding region: 165-941 (258 amino acids)
Biological process (GO): G protein-coupled receptor signaling pathway
Cellular component (GO): membrane
Molecular function (GO): G protein-coupled receptor activity
Source: RefSeq, a predicted model, not a curated record